AUGGCGCGCAGAUUGUCAUCCUUCGUCCUUGUGCUCGGGGGUCUCUUCCUGAGUGCCCUGCCUGCUUCGGCAGAAGCGGCGUCGGCUCAGGAACUGGCGUACCCCAAGCAGAAAGGGACCGGGUACGACUACACGGGGUUCGAGAGCAACCAGACGGCGCGGGCCCAGGCGGUGGUGGAGAUGUUCCGGUACGCCUGGGAGGCCUACCACGUGCACGCGUUCCCGCACGACUCGCUGCGGCCGCUGUACGCCAACUACUCGGACGACCGCAACGGCUGGGGCGCGACGGCGGUGGACGGGCUCGACACGGCCAUCAUCAUGGAGCAGACCGACAUCGUCAACACCAUCCUGGACUACAUCCCCACCAUCAACUUCACCAAGACCAACACGCCGAGGCCCUCAAAGGUCAGCCUGUUCGAGACCAACAUCCGCUACCUGGGCGGCCUCCUGUCGGCAUACGACCUGCUCAAGGGCCCGUUCAGGCACCUGCCGGUCAAGACCGAGAACGUCGAGGCGCUGCUCCGGCAGGCAAAGACGCUCGCGGACACGCUCAAGUUCGCAUUCAACACCAAGACGGGGAUCCCCGUGGGCCAGCUCUUCAUCGAGAACCGGACGUUUGCCGACGACGGGAAGCUGGACAGCGGGGCGCAGUCCAUCAGCCUGGCCGAGAUGGGCACGCUCGUGCUGGAGUGGCAGCACCUGUCGGACCUCACGGGCGACGCGCAGUACGGGCAGCUGGCGCAAAAGGCCGAGGGCUACUUCCUCAAGCCGUCGGCCGAGGUGUGGCCGGGGCUCACGGGCGGGCUGUUCAACUGCGACACGGGCGAGAUCCUAGACCGGUACGGCGGGUUCACGUCGGGCAACGACUCGGCGUACGAGUACCUGGUCAAGAUGUACGUCUACGACCCGGACAGGUACGCCAGCUACGGCGAGCGCUUCACCAAGGCGGCCGACUCGGCCGUGGCCCACCUGCUCUCCCACCCUUCCUCGCGCCCGGACCUGACCAUGGUGACGGCGUUUGCCGACACGCGCCAGGUCAACUACACCGAGUCCCUGGCCUGCUUCAUCGGCGGCUCCUUCAUCCUGGGCAGCACGGCGCUGAGGCGGCCCGACUGGCUGCAGCACGGGCUCGACUUUGCCGAGUACUGCGCCAACGGGUACCGGCAGACGGCCUCGGGCAUCGGCCCCGCCCUCUACAGCUGGGACCUGCACACGCUCCGGACCAACGCCGCCGUCGCCAACCAGACCGGCUUCUACAACAAGGCCGGCUUCUACCUGCAGGACGGCUACACCAUCGCCGGCCAGGCGCCCGAGGCCGUCGAGACCUGGUACUACGCCUACCAGUGGACCGGCGACCGGUACUGGCGCGACGUGGCCUGGGCCUCCACCCUGGCCCAGAACCGGACCAUGCGCGUCCCCGGCGGCAAGGGCUUCGGCUACAUCAGGAACGUCCUGCGCGAGGACGGCGGCGGCGUCAUCGGCAGCAUCAUGCAGAGCUUCAUGCUCGCCGAGACCCUCAAGUACCAGUACCUGAUCCAGGCCGAGAAGAAGGGAGAGUGGGACGUCGGCGCCACCAGCAAGCCCGGCGCCGGCGACAACAAGAACUUUUACGUCUACAACACCGAGGCCCACCCGUUCAAGGUCACGGCCAAGACGCCGGUGUAG
Molecule: messenger RNA, 1665 nt
Organism: Pyricularia pennisetigena
Lineage: Eukaryota; Fungi; Ascomycota; Sordariomycetes; Magnaporthales; Pyriculariaceae
Exons: 1
Coding region: 1-1665 (554 amino acids)
Biological process (GO): carbohydrate metabolic process; N-glycan processing
Cellular component (GO): endoplasmic reticulum; Golgi membrane
Molecular function (GO): mannosyl-oligosaccharide 1,2-alpha-mannosidase activity; calcium ion binding
Source: RefSeq, a predicted model, not a curated record